UGUCCAAAAAAACGCCAUAGUAUACUAUGUCGAAAAAAAAGACAUUUUUUCAACAUGUUGUAAAAACAUGCCAUAUGAUGAAAUAAUGUAAAGUAGGCCGUGAAAAACAUUAUAGAGCAGGUUUCUUUGAAAAAAAUCAUCAUGAAUUUUGUCCAAAAAUUCGUGGUGACACAAAGUGAGAUUCACAUAAAGCAAAGGUUUUUCCAGGAGGUGUCCAUCUUUGCUUUGGAAGACAGUCAACUAAGGUAUGACGUCAUGUUCAGCUCUGCCUUUCAACGUUCAACAGCAUGCAGCAUUAGUCUGCCAGUUUGUAACGUUGGAGUUGGGUUUGCACAAAGGGUCACAUGAGGGGCCAUUAGAUGAAUAAUGGAGGUGAAAAGAAGGAAAAACUAUGUUCUGAUACAAACAUCUGUAAUAUUGUACUUAUUUGGUUGUUUAAACUGUGUUAAACACUUUACCUGACAUUUUAAUGUUAUUAAGUCUCCAACAGACACUGGUCAGUUUAUGGGGUGGGAUACAAGCCAUACAUGUUGAUUAAUUUUUCACAGUUUGCUGUAUUUUAAAAAAAAUUUCACAAUUCAUAUCUAAAAUGUAUAAGGUCGCAAAAAAUGGAAAUGCAAAUGAAAUACAAAUUCAUCAAAAUUGAACCUAAACACAGUACAAAUUGCCAGCUUUCCUUUACAGCAACAAAUUCAACAUUUACUUUACCUUAGCCUUUAUUAAGAAGCAAUGAUCUCAGGAUCCACUUAAAAAGCUGCACUUAUCUUGAAAGUCAUUCUUCUAAAAGUUCCUGUUUAACACCCUUUUUAAAAAUCUAGAACCAAGAGGGACCAAUAAAAAGAGCUGAAAGCAAUUAAUGCUUUAAUUUCCAUGGCUUUUACAAGCGUCGUCGCUAAACAGCAACAAUUCACAUGCUGCAAAUGAGCACCGAGUACAUUGCACCUCAUAAGCACGUCUCGUGUCUGCGUUCCGAGGACUUUUUCCUGAAUGGCAUGCCAUAUGACGCCACUUCCACUCUUUGGCAGCGCAUCACCCUGCAAUCAGCAACUGUUAAAAAGUUACAAAACUGAACCAGAAGUUGAACCUAGAGGGAGCGCAGCAUCUGGCACUGUCCUGUGUCAGUUGGGGGAGACGGAAACAGCGAUUCAGACAGAGAAAGACCGAAGAGGGACCAAAGAAGGACACAACAGUUUACAGAAGAUAAUUAGAAAUGUCUUUGCAUGUUUAACACAUGAAUAAACAGUUAAUAGAAUCUUGAGGUAAAGUAAUGAAUGUUUCAAACUAGUUUCCCAUGUUUUGAAUUUUAGGAAAAAAAAAAGUCACAGAAGACAAAAUAUGAAACAAAAAGUACUUAAAAGGGCAUUCUGAUGUGUUGAAAGUCUGUCACGGAAACCAAAAAAGGCAUUCAAAAAUGGCAACAUGCACGAACACACCUGCUCUGUGGAUAAAUGUAACUUCGCUGGAGCAAAAGAGGGUUACAAAGAGGCAGAAAAAUUGAACUAAUAAUGUAAAUUAGUCAGAAAUUAUGAGAUCCUGCUCGGAAGGACAGGAAAACACCCUGUUAUUUUCAGUAACCACAGCUACAAGCACACACUCCCCACCUCCCCCUGCAUGUGUGUCUCCACCCCCACCGUACCAUCACCUUUUUUUGGACGAUGAUAUGGGGGACCCAGAUGUUACGUUUCACCGGCCAAUGGUGAGGAGAGAGGGGCUGGAUUGGUGUGCACUCCUGAUGCCCCCUCUUUUAAAAAGCUCCUGUCUCCAACUCGGCAGCUCGACUCACAUGAGAGGCAGCAGAGGCGAGACUCCGCAGCAUCACUCUCACCUGAGGAGCUGAAGAGACAGCUGAAGAACCGACUGACUUUUUUUUUUUUGUUGCUUUUCUUUAGUUUGUCUCAAUGCUGUAGAAGAUCAGAGAAAAACUAGAAAAUCUUCUGCAACUGAGAGCGUUGGCACAAUGUUGGAAUUAAAUAAGGUGGCACUCCUGCUGUCUUUCCUGGCCUCGGUGGCUCUGGGCCAAGGAUAUCUGUGGACCAGAAGCCAGUCAGACCGGAGCAGAAGAGUGGCCCUCAACACAUUCACUGACUCUCAGACAACAGGUGUGACUGAGUGGACGUCUUGGUUCAAUAUCGACCAUCCUGGGGGAAAUGGAGACUACGAGCGCCUAGAAGCCAUUCGUUUCUAUUACAGGGAGAGAGUCUGUUCACGGCCUACAGCCAUGGAGGCUCGCACCACGGAUUGGGUGGCAGCGGCAGACACCGGGGAGGUGGUUCACUCCAGUCUGGAGAAAGGCUUCUGGUGCAUCAACAAGGAACAGCCCCAAGGUCGCGUCUGCUCCAACUACCAUGUCCGCUUUCAGUGUCCCCCAGUGCAGAGCUACUGGACUGACUGGAGCGAAUGGGGUCCCUGUUCGACCACGGUUUGCGAUGAUGUCGGCAUCCAGGUCCGCCAGAGGAAAUGCGUGAGCAGUCAGCCCAUGCCCCUUCUGUUGGUGCCAGCAUGUCAAGGGCAUCAUUCGGAGAGAAGGGAGUGCUCCAACCCUCCAUGUACAGCCAAGUGGAGUCCGUGGGGACGCUGGGGUUCGUGUUCAGUGACCUGUGGUGGCGGGCGCAGGAUCAGAAGAAGAACCUGUGUGAGAUCCUCAGCGACAGUCCAUUGUAGGGGACGGCCUGUUGAAAUACAGAAAUGUGGAAAGAGUCCAUGCCCAGUGAAAUGCCAGCGUGUAUGCACUGAAGGUCAUCCCAGUGAGGACUGCAGCCGCUGUGUAUGUGAAGGCCACAUGCUGCAUGGAGACGUCCACACCGUGACCGGCGUACCUGUGGCUGGAGCCUAUGUGGCUCUGGCCAGCCAUCCUAAGAUCAUUCGUGCUCAAACUGAUGCCAAAGGUCAGUUCAGGCUCCCAGGGGUUUGCUCCUCCAGUUCGACUCUGAUCGCCAUCAGGAAGGAGAAGUUUGUCCCGAUCACCAUCUCCACCUCCAGCAACACCACUGGGUUGUCCUGGUUACAGGCUGUCCUCAGAUCAGCCGAGAAGCCAUACAUUGUGAAGCACCCAGAGGACAAAGUGCGCUAUGAGGGAGGACGGGUGCUGCUGUGCUGCAAGGCAACGGGUUCACCAGCACCUGACAAAUACUACUGGUACCAUAAUGGGACUUUGCUGGACAGGAAGGUGUACAAGUAUGAGGAGGAUCUUGUGCUGCGGGAUCUGAAGCCAGAGCAGUCAGGGGAGUACUACUGCAAAACCAGCAGCCCUGUAGGCAGCAUCAAGUCAUCUGCAGCCCUCCUUACUGUGAUUGCCAAAGGAACACCAGCAUGUAAUUCUACCCCUGAGACGCACCUCAUCAGACUACCGAUGGACUGUGUUCAACCCGGGACUCACUCCAAGUACUACAACGCCGGCCGCUGCCCUCACAACAAAUGUGCUGGUUCCCUUGACUUUGACAUGCGCUGCAGAGAUGGAGCUGGAUUCUGCUGUGGGGUGCAAAAUAUGGAAAGUCGAGUCAUUGACUGCGGUAGCUAUAGCCUCCCUAUCCGGGCCGUGACACAGUGCAGCUGUCAGAAGUGCAUGGAGCCAACACUGUUGGUUCGCGGUAGAGUGGUCACAGCUGACAAUGGUGAGCCACUGCGGUUUGGGCACAUCUACAUUGGUAAAGAGAGAGUGGGCACCACUGGAUACCAAGGAGGCUUCACGUUACAAAUUACUCCUGACACACAGAGGCUAGUGGUGAAUUUUGUUGACCCUACCGAGAAAUUUCUUGACACUCCAAAGGUGUUCAUCUUUGACAGGAAAGGUGGCUCCAUCUAUCAUGAUGUAAAAGUGAUGAGAAAGCAGACACCAAUUGAUAUCAAUGCAGGAGAGACCAAUGCUAUUAACCUUGGAGAAAUGAAAGGAGAAGACCCAAUAGGGCAGUUGGUGAUCCCUCCCAAUUCUUUCCAUAGAGACAAUGGAGAAAUAUACGAGGGGACAGUUAAAGCCAGCGUCACAUUCAUUGAUCCAAGAAACAUCACAACGGCAGCUGCAACCCCUGGCGACCUCAACUUUGUGGAUGAUGAGGGUGACAUGCUCCCUCUGAGGACCUAUGGCAUGUUCUCUGUGGACUUCAGAGAUGAGACCAACAUGGAGGUUCUUGGAGCUGGAGCAGUCCAAGUCCUUCUUGACACACAGCAUGUCAAAAUGCAAGAGCACAUUCCCAUUAUGAAGCUGUGGUCUUUAAACCCCGACACAGGAGUCUGGGAAGAGGAGAGCAACUUCUCUUACAACACGACUACUACUGGUGGUCAUGGGCGGAGCAAGCGUGAGGAGCGAACAUUCCUCAUUGGCAACAUGGAGAUUAGAGAGCGAAGACUCUUCAAUUUAGAUGUGCCUGAAAGCAGACGUUGCUAUGUCAAAGUCCGUGCGUACAUGAGUGACAAGUUCUUACCAAGUGAGCAGCUAGAGGGUGUCGUGAUCAGCUUGAUAAAUCUGGAGCCAAAGCCUGGUUAUUCUUCCAAUCCCAGGGCAUGGGGUCGUUUUGACAGUGUCAUAACUGGGCCCAAUGGAGCCUGUUUACCAGCUUUCUGUGAUGCCCAGAGGCCCGACGCCUACACAGCUUACGUCACAGCAAUGAUGGGUGGUGAAGAACUAGAAGCAGCUCCUUCAUCCCCAAAGAUGAAUCCAAACAUCAUCGGAGUCUCUCAGCCCUAUCUGGAUAAAAUAGAUUACCAGCGUUCAGACCACGAUGAUCCAGCUCUGAAGAAAACAGCAUUCAAGAUCAACUUAGCAAAGCCUAACCAAAACAAUCUGGAUGAGACCAAUGGGCCAAUAUACCCAUAUCAGAAUUUAAUAGCUUGUGAAAAUGCCCCCACCGAUGCAAAUCAUUUCAGAUUUUUCCGAGUGGAAAAGGACAAGUAUGAAUACAAUGUUGUCCCUUUUGAAGAGAACGAUUUGACAACCUGGACAGGAGACUACCUCUCCUGGUGGCCCAACCCUCAGGAGUUCAGAGCAUGCUUUAUCAAGGUCAAGAUCCAUGGGCAGAAGGAAGUGAUGAUUAGGUCUAGGAAUCAUGGAGGGACACACCCAGAGACAAAAGACAAACUUUAUGGCAUUAGAGACAUUCGCAGCACCCGGGACAUGCGGGAGGCAAAUACCUCAGCAGCCUGUGUGGAGUUCAAAUGCAGUGGUAUGUUGUUCGAUCAAGAUAAGGUAGACAGGUCCCUCAUAUCAAUCCUUCCACAAGGGAACUGUCGUAAAAUCAACACCAACAGCCUCCUGCAAGAGUAUCUCAUUAAACAUCCACCAGUCGCUCAGAAUAAUCAGUCCCAUGCCUUCACCAUGCUAGCACCUGUUGAUCCUUUGGGACACAACUAUGGCAUCUACACAGUCACAGACCAGAACCCCAGAGUGGCCAAAGAAAUCGCUAUCGGGCGCUGCUUUGAUGGCACCUCCGAUGGUUUCUCCAGAGAGAUGAAGUCAGAUUCAGGAGUGGCACUGACCUUCAGUUGUCCAGAGAGGAAAAUUAACAGGGAGAGCCUUUUCCAGCGUCUGCAGACUAACCCCGGCCAGACGCUGUCUCAGAUGGCGAGGGACAUGAGGGAGUUGGAGGGUCUGCAGGUGCAGAGAUCAUCCACCCAGGUGGUGGCUUAUCCCUCUGAGCAGCGGGGCAGGACCCAGAGUCGCAGCAGAGACAGCUCCACAACCAGGAGGAGAGUGUCCACACGUACGCAGCAACGCCAGUAGAGGUGCCAAGAAGUCUUCCGUUCAAGCCGAUGUGAUGGCAUCUAUUCCUGAAAGUUGUCUGUCUGUUGAUGAGUGUGAAUUCCCUCUUGACUAUGAGAAUCCCAAAACCAAGACAGACAGCGAUUCAGCAAAAUCAUCAAGUAUGAUUGAAGAUAUUCGUUAGUGUAAUGCUUACUUGAAGGGUUUGGUAUAUUAUUAAUGUCUUCCUUCCCUCCUAAAAGACAAGCAUCAUUUGUCUUUAACUCAGUGACUGGCAUUUAUUUAAUUGGCUUUGGUGUCAUUUUAUGAAUGAAUACUCUAAAUUGACAGCUGAGAUUGUAAGUUUUAUAGAGCUCAUUUGCAACAUUCCACUUUCCCCAAUGGUGGGUGUUUUUUGCUGACAACUUUCAAUGCUUGAGUAGAAACCAAACCUUCCAAAAACUGUAAAUACUACGGUAAGCCCCAAACACUUCAUAAUUGGCCAUUCCUUUCCACUGAACUCAUAUUUUUCCUCAAGAUCAGAAAGAAACCAACAUGAGGUCCUUGUUGUCCACAGCAGACACUGAGCCUUUUUUCUUCGAAGUGGGAAAGUCUCUCCACCAAAAGGAGGCACUCUAAAAAGAGACAGUGGGCUGAGGCAUGCCACCCAGGGAACAGAGGAUGUUUUCAGUCAAGCUUUCUCAAUGUUUUUCUUUGACAUGUCACAUUGCCCACUGUGAUUCAGUCAAAGGUCCUUCCACACCUACUUAAAAUGUGCAAGACCGAGGUUGUCGCCAAGACAAACAGGGAUCUCACUACCAGCAGGCAGUUUAAAAAAGAUAAUUGAUUGGGAGGUAUGACAUAAUUUCCCCUUUUUUGCUCUUGCACAUUCCAAAGCCACACAUCACCAAACAAAAGUUACUCAAAACAAAGUCAGUUUCUCAGCAAAACGCUCUUUCAGGGUCUAAUUGAACUUUGUUUUAGUCGUUAGCUGCCUUUGUAUCUUGAAGUGCAAUAACUAUAAUUAAACUUGAGAAUCAGUCAAAUCCAGCAUUUUCCAAACUGUUAUGUUGGUUGAGUGAAACAACAACUCCUUCAGUAUAUGUCACAGACAAUGUGGCAAAGGUGUUUGUACAAGAUCUUGCACAGGACACAUUUUAUGUGAUUUUUAAGUAAAUAUUUCUGCUAUGUAAUCAUUUUUUGAAUCUGUAAGUUUAAUAACAUUUUCAUACUUUCCUGCAUGACUCAAUUUGUACAUCACAUUAAUCUUUUUAGCUUCGGAGUGAUAUUUCGUUAUAGGGCUUGAAACUCUCAGCAGAGGCUUCUCUUCAUUAAUUAAACAAACUGCACAAUUCUUAACCUCUAAGAAUUAGUAGGAGACACACUUCUGGGUUUACUGGCCAAGUUUCUAUAAAUACUGUCCAUGUGACAAAGUGAGGGAUAAUAUAAAACUGAAGUCAGUAAAAAGCAGAAAGUUGACUCCCUAAACAUACUUAUCUGUAACACUGGCUCUUCCAGACCCACGGGACAAAACUCCUCAAGCUGAAAUAAUCCAAAUCCAGAUAAGGGGCACGAAGGUCCUUGGAGAAACAAGAAGAGCCUGACAAUUAAAUAUAAGUCUGCUGUUAAUUAAAAAGUAAUUUACAUAUUCUGUUGCUGACUUUCACAAACAGCCAAACUUUACAAGAAAACAAAGAUAGAACUUAAGUAAUUAAUAAUAUUUUGGGCCCAAGAGUAUUCUGGUCCAACAUAUUGUAAUGACUAUGCUGUUGAUGUUCAUGUUAUGUAAGGGUUAAAUGUUUCAUGGGUAUGAGAGGGGAGCCAUAUGGGCCGCAUGCGUGCGGGGGUGUGAAGAGGGAGAGAUGGGACGUUUUCUUGUGGCUGGAGAGUUCAGCGUGAGUUGUGGCUGUGACAACAGCUCGUUUUGUUGCCUGCUUGUUAAAUAAAAGACCCAAAGGAGAACCGAGGACUCCAGGUGAUUUUCCUGCAGUUAGGGGCAUUACAAUAUUUACCAUCAAAAUGCCACUCAGAUCAUGUUAGAGUUAAUUUUUGGAAAUGUUUUCAAUAUAGUCCACUUAACUUCAUAACAUCUUCAUUUCUAAUGCGCAACAGAUAGCCAUAGCAAAGUUGUGUAAACGAAAACCAUAUCUUGUACCCCACACACCUGUACAUGUACCCACUCUUUCCGUGAGUGAAACACUCCAAAAAAAAACCCUGAAAACUAAAAAAUAUAGAGUGACAGUGUGUGGUACCUUCACCAUUAUCAGUGACCUUUCUAAUCACAGGUCUAUGGGCAGUCCAAGACUGUACAAUUCAGAUCUCCAGACUAAAACAAACACCUCUCAGCAACAUUUGCAGCCCCAUAAGAAAGACGAUGAUCGACUCCAGGUGUGGAAAGAGAUAAGUCCUAUAAAAAUGCAAUACUGUGUGAGGUCAGCUGAGGAGGCCCAACAGAUGUAAGGCGACUGAAGGAAAUGUUAGACCAAAGACAUCAGGAGAAAGAAAAGCAAGAUUAUCUUGUGAUGGAUUUAAUCAUUUUGGGGUGUUUGGUAAAAGGAAAGGGAAAAUAUUAGCGGUCUUUGGCUUUCACAGUCCAUCACUUAGAGGAUCUUGAGCUUUCAAAGUGGUUGCACAUGGAAGAAUGCAGGUUUUCUUCCUAGAAUGCUUUGACAGGAGAAUUGACUUAUUCAUGAGGAGAAGUUAUCAGGGGAGUUUGAAGGACAAGGUAACAAUAAUAGCCUGAGUAAAGCAUUAUGUAAGGCUUUGCAUGGGAAAGCAGACUGUGCUUUCCAAACAGUUACUUUGUCUUUGGGGAACUUCAAAGGAGAUUAAAGAACCUCUGAGAUGGUUGGUUUAAUGACUUAAGAAAAAGUUUCAUAAGUCUUUAAAAUGAAAAAAAGAUGAGUUUAAGCCAGAAUCUAACAGAUAAAACACAUUGCAAAGAUUAUCUCAUUGAAUUUCCAUGGGAAGAGCAGUAGUAGUAGCAACUUUUGGCCUAAUGGGGCUCAAUGUAUUUUUAUUUGACACUUUCAAAUGAAUAGGUCGAUUUUGCGGAAAAUAUGUCAAAAAAGAAAAUGCUUCCAUGCUGAGAGAUCGACGGUAGGAUCAAAAGAACUUUCAGGCCUGACAGUUCAGGACGAGGGUUCAUUUUUAUCACUUCGAUAUUUGCACAAAAACAAUGAACAAGACAUACUUUUAAAGGUGCUGGCGUGCAUAUUUAGCUGCAAACAGAAAACGGAGGCAUUUUUCUUAUAACUAUCUAUUUGCCUUACAGAUGUAAGAGUGGUACCAGUACUCUCAUCUCUUAACUCUUGACAAGAAGACAAAAAAAACAUAUUUGGAUAUGAAAAUGUGGAUUUUUUUCUUUAUGAAUACAGUUUGCUUAUGGUACAGUUGUAGUAAUACUGAAAGAGUGAGUCUUGUGCUUGAAAGAUGUUAUUUUCUUGGGUAUUAUCCAUCCUUUUAGACCAGUUGGCCACAUUUAAGGUGUUUUGUGCCAACUGAAAUUUGAAAAAGGAAUCUGUGAAGCCAAUUUCUUUUCAAAAUACUUGACCUGAUUUUGCCUCUCUGUCACAGUAACGCUUACCGGCACUAUUUGACUUUAAAGCAGAAAAGCACAAAGUCUCGAAACUCCUGCCAGAAACCUCCGACAAUUUCAACUCGAGCAUGAACCGAUUAAUCCAUUUUCUCUUCUCUGCACAGUCCAGCUGGUCUCAGGGAGAUCAUAAUUUAUUCAGAAGGUCAUCCUUGAACCUUUCCACUACUUUCUGGAGUAUAUGGAGAGACGUGUACAUUUGCCACUGUGCCCCAGGAAGCAACCCUGAGUAGUAAAAUAAUUACAUAAAUGAACUCCUGGUAAUACUCUGUAGCGCGAACUAUUGCAUGGUGAUGCUCAUUGCUUUGUUUCUCUCAGAAUUAAAUUUUUAUGUGUAAAUUGUGUAUUGUAUUAAAUCUGCAAUUAUUGUACGAACAAGAAAAUGUAAAUAAAUGAUUUUGUGUUAA
Acanthochromis polyacanthus (spiny chromis) is the source of this 9673-nucleotide messenger RNA. It is a transcript of the gene cilp2, whose product is annotated as cartilage intermediate layer protein 2. Bases 1958 to 5713 code for a protein of 1251 amino acids. The record is from RefSeq and is a predicted model, not a curated record. The transcript has 10 exons. NCBI's taxonomy places the organism in Eukaryota, Metazoa, Chordata, Actinopteri, Pomacentridae.